GCACCCACAGAGCUGCCAGAAAGUUUCAACGGCCUGUGUACACAAAUUGAUUGUCUCGCUGAUAAAAAUACAAAUUUUGUAAAUAAUUGCUUGAUAUAUUCAAGUCAAUCAACAAAUCCCGAUUAAAGAUCGAGCUAUGUGAUUACAAACGAUUUUGUAACAAUAUAAUCCCGCAACAUGGCUGACGCCUACUGCCUGACGAACUUUAUUGAUUUUUCGCUGUCGCUGUCUCUGCCGCUGAAACACCACAAUCGUAUCAAGUACACUUGCUUCGACAUAUCCGACAGCUAUAUCAUUUUCGGGGCCUCGUCCGGAUCGCUGUACCUGUUCAAUCGGAACGGCAAGUUCCUUCUGUUGAUACCAAACAAGCAUGGAGCGAUCACCAGUCUCAGCAUUUCUGCGAAUAGCAAAUAUGUGGCUUUUGCGACGCAACGAUCGCUUAUCUGCGUGUACGCCGUGAAUUUGUCCGCCCAGGCGACGCCGCAGGUCAUCUUCACGCACCUAGACCAAUCUGUGCAGGUGAACUGCAUCCACUGGACACAGGAUGAGAAGCAGUUUUACUAUGGCGACUCCCGCGGACAGGUCAGCCUCGUGCUGCUCUCCUCGUUCAUCGGGCAUAGCCUUUUGCUGAACAUGACCGUGCAUCCGCUGCUCUACCUGGAUUCCCCAAUAGUCCAGAUCGACGACUUCGAGUCCCUGCUGCUGGUGUCUAACUGCACCAAGUGCAUUCUUUGCAACACGGAGUAUGAGGAGUACAAGCAGAUAGGGAAUCGUCCGCGUGAUGGAGCCUUUGGAGCCUGUUUCUUCGUCUCACCACAGGAAUCUUUACAGCCAUCGCGAAUCUACUGCGCUCGACCUGGCAGUCGCGUUUGGGAAGUAGACUUCGAAGGAGAGGUGAUACAGACGCACCAAUUCAAGGCAGCCCUGGCUACUGCACCGGCAAGGAUUCAGAGACCUGGUAGCGGCACAGACGAACUGGAUGCCAAUGCCGAGUUGCUGGAGUAUCAACCCCAAAACCUACAGUUUGCCAAGGUCCAAAGGCUAAACGAGGACUUCCUGCUUGCAUUUACAGAGCUUGGAUUAUAUGUGUUUGACAUUAGGCGAUCGGCAGUGGUGUUGUGGUGCAAUCAGUUCGAGAGGAUCGCUGACUGUCGCUCUUCAGGAUCGGAGAUCUUCGUGUUCACCCAGUCGGGUGCACUAUAUAGUGUCCAGCUGCAAACGUUGCAAUCGCACGCCAUUUCCCUUAUACAGCAAUCCAAGUUGCUACCCUGUGCAAAUCUUCUUCGACAGCAUGUCCGAUAUUUUGCAGACAAGGCUCGGGAAGAUUACGAGCUGAAGCAGCUAAAUCCCCUGAAACAAUUGCUUAUCGAGCGACAGGAGUAUGAACUACUGAAUGAUAUAUCCGUGAUUUUCGAUGCCAUAACACAGUGCACAGGCAGUGCUUUGGAUACGCAUAGUUCAGGUGGAAGUUCGGCUACCACAGAGCGCAGUUUAAGCGGAGGAAGUUCAGCAAAGGCGCCACCUAAAGGAGUGUACGUUUUGGAGAAUGCAUUUUGCGACAACCUUAAACAGCCGCUUAAGUCGGGACACUUCAAGGAUGCCCUACUGACGGUAACUGGUAAAUUCGGAAAGAACAUCAUAAAGUACAAGUUCAAUAUUUUCGCCGAGGAACAGCAGCAGCUGGUCAGGGAACUAAUUCCGGCCAGCGAGCGUUCUCUACCAUUCAAGGACGUCAAGGCGCGCUACGAAUCCGGAUCCGAGGAUCAGGAGGAGGAGAUUGUGAGUCGCUGCAGAAAACCGGCCCCGCAGGCUCCGCACAUUAGUCCCGAGGAGAAGACCCUGUACAAUCUCUACCUGAUCGCAAAGAGUGCCAAGUUCAGUCGGACGCAGUGCGUCGGUCGUUAUCGGGCGGUAUUCGAUGAAUAUGCAGCGGGGGAGUUGGUGAAUCUACUCGACAAACUAUCCCAGGUGAUGGUGGAGCAUGGUGAUACGACGGACCAAGCUCAACGCAACUGCUACGAGAUGUACUUUGAUUACCUAGAUCCGGAGCUUAUCUGGGAAGUUGACGAUGACACAAGGGACUACAUAGCUGCUGGAUUUGUACUGCUAAAUGCGCCUGAAAAUGCUGAGAUUGUAAAGUGCGAGCAUUGCUCGUUCCCUCUCCGUUUCGAUACCUCUUGUCAAUACCACGAGCUGGGAGCGGUUCUCCUGCGAUAUUUCUGGUCCCGCGGUGAGCAGCUUAAAUGCUUCGAUGUUGUAAAGUCUGUUCCGGCUCUUCUAGACGUCUUAGCUAAAUUCUAUCUAGCCGAACAAAAUAUCACCAAGGUGGUGGCCAUCGUUCUUAACUAUGGACUACCGGAACUUCUCGCGGACGUUGGCAAGCAACUGAGCGUUGGCGCUUGGGGUCGCUGUUUUGAACAGUUCGUGGAACUCCAACGCGGCGGACGACUGAUGUGCGCUAAUUGUGAAUGCAUCUCUGGCGUGGAACAGGAGCAGCUGGGCCGCCAUUUCUUUUACAAUUGGAAUUGUUUCCUUAACAUUGCACUGGAUCACAUGUCUGCGAGAGAUACGCUUGCGUUGAUCUUUAAGUGGAGCUCAUACAUUCCAAACGACGCCAUCGACCGGGAGUUCUACUCCCGCUGCCUUCUCAAGGGCUAGGUGAUUUGGCAUUAAUAUAAAUAUAUAUAUACGAUACUAUAUAGCCAUAUUUAUUGUUCCACUAACUAAUCUCAAGCUGAGGCCAAUACCAAAAGCAUUUAUUCUAUAUAAACAUGUACACCCACGAUAUGUAUGUAUAUUCUAAAUACGAAAAAGCGCAUGAAUAUAUUUGAGAGUUCGAGAGUUCGAAAAAUCGA
Drosophila eugracilis is the source of this 2855-nucleotide messenger RNA. RefSeq names its product Hermansky-Pudlak syndrome 5 protein homolog (gene pink). Gene Ontology annotation, molecular function: protein binding. The record is from RefSeq and is a predicted model, not a curated record. NCBI's taxonomy places the organism in Eukaryota, Metazoa, Arthropoda, Insecta, Diptera, Drosophilidae. Gene Ontology annotation, biological process: developmental pigmentation. The transcript has 3 exons. Gene Ontology annotation, cellular component: cytoplasm. The coding region runs from base 178 to 2658 and encodes 826 amino acids.